AUGGUUUGCUAUCGCUGCGGUGGUGUUGGUCACCAGAGCCGCGAGUGCACGUCCGCGGCGGACUCUGCACCGUGCUUCCGCUGUGGCCAGCCCGGCCACGUUGCCAAAGAGUGCCUAAGCACGAUCUCGGCUGAGGAGGCGCCUUGCUUCUUCUGCCACAAGGCGGGCCACCGUGCACGCGAGUGCCCGGAAGCGCCGCCAAAGUCCGAGACGGUGAUGUGCUACAACUGCUCGCAGAAGGGUCACAUCGCGAGCGAGUGCACCAACAACCCACACUGCUACCUGUGCAACGAGGAUGGUCAUGUUGGUCGCUCGUGCCCGGCGGCGCCGAAGCGCUCGGCUGCGGACAAGACGUGCCGCAAGUGCGGCAAGAAGGGUCACCUCCGCAAAGACUGCCCCGAGGCCUAA
This is a messenger RNA of Leishmania braziliensis MHOM/BR/75/M2904, 408 nucleotides long. Its product is annotated as putative poly-zinc finger protein 2. The transcript has a single exon. Gene Ontology annotation, biological process: positive regulation of cytoplasmic translation. Bases 1 to 408 code for a protein of 135 amino acids. The record is from RefSeq and is a predicted model, not a curated record. Gene Ontology annotation, cellular component: cytoplasm. Lineage: Eukaryota; Euglenozoa; Kinetoplastea; Trypanosomatida; Trypanosomatidae. Gene Ontology annotation, molecular function: translation regulator activity; mRNA binding; zinc ion binding.